AUGCCACCCAACAACCCUUUCGACCUCCUCAUCUGCUCUACCUGCGGCACACAAUUCUCAACUCCGACCCGGGAAAAACUCCCCUCAUGCAAGAUCUGCGACGACCCCAGACAAUACGUUCCCCCAACAGGACAAGCCUGGACAACCCUCACCGAACUGCGCAAUUCAAAAGACCCGUCCUACAAAAAUAUCUUCACACCGGAUCCCAUCCACGGUGACCGGCUGAUCGCCAUACACACGGAACCGAGAGUUGCGAUUGGGCAGCGGGCCUAUCUGUGGGAAGAAGAACCUGAAGGAAAAUCUACAUUCAAUGUCCUCUGGGACUGCAUCACAUAUAUAGACGACGAAACCGUGUCCGAGAUCAAGAGGCUUGGUGGGAUCGAUGCGAUAGUUAUUUCGCAUCCGCAUUAUUUUACGACGCACCUGGAUUGGGCGGAUAUAUUCAAGUGUCCGGUGUAUCUUUCUGCUGAGGAUGAGGAGUGGGCUGUUAGGAGGGGGGAGGCCCAGGUGCUUUUUGGGGAAAGCUCACUGUCUUUCUCUCCCGAAGGGGUCUAUGGUGGCGAUGAUGGGAGGGCGGAUAUUGUGGCUAUAAAAACGGGUGGUCAUUUCCCCGGCAGUACGGUGCUGUGGUGGAGGUCCUUGAAGACGCUGUUGAUUGCUGAUACGAUUGCGAUUGUGCCGAGUGCGAGGUACUGGGUUGAUCGUCCGCCUGGAACAGCAUCCUUUACGUUUAUGUGGUCGUAUCCUAAUAUGAUUCCGCUUCCUGCUGAUGAUGUACAUGGCAUUUGGAAGGCUAUCAAGCAUACGGAGUUUGAUAUCGCCCGGGGCGCUUUUAUCGGGAUGGAUACAGACACCGACAGCAAAAAGCGUCUUCUGGAUAGCGCUCAGAUUUUUGUCAAGGCAAUGGGAUAUUUGGAUCAUGAUAUUCAUCAGGAAGAAUGUUUUUGA
Molecule: messenger RNA, 948 nt
Organism: Aspergillus versicolor CBS 583.65
Lineage: Eukaryota; Fungi; Ascomycota; Eurotiomycetes; Eurotiales; Aspergillaceae
Product: putative metallo-beta-lactamase domain protein
Exons: 4
Coding region: 1-948 (315 amino acids)
Source: RefSeq, a predicted model, not a curated record